Messenger RNA from Vicia faba (fava bean), 1377 nucleotides. NCBI's taxonomy places the organism in Eukaryota, Viridiplantae, Streptophyta, Magnoliopsida, Fabales, Fabaceae. The record is from the annotation of a GenBank genome assembly.
AUGGGUUUGAGUUCAAUGAUUGUUGUUGUUUUUGUGAUUGUUUGUAUGAGCAAAGAAGGUUUAGGUGUGAGAGAACAAGAAGAGGAUAGAGUUUAUGAACUACCUGGUCAACCUUUGGUGAAUUUCAAACAAUAUUCAGGUUAUAUAACUGUGAAUGAAAGUCAUGGAAGAGCACUGUUUUAUUGGUUCUUUGAAGCUGUUGAUCAACCUCAACAAAAACCUCUUCUUCUUUGGCUUAAUGGAGGCCCUGGUUGUUCAUCAAUUGGUUAUGGAGAAGCAGAGGAGCUUGGACCCUUUUCACCCCAAAAUAGCACCCAACCUAAGCUCAAGUUGAACCCUUAUUCUUGGAAUAAAGCUGCAAAUCUUUUAUUUCUUGAAUCCCCUGUUGGAGUUGGAUUUUCCUACACCAACACCACCACUGAUAUUAGUCAACUUGGUGACACCAUUACUGCUCAAGAUUCACACACUUUCCUCAUCAAUUGGUUUAAAAGAUUUCCUCAAUUCAAAUCACAUGAUUUCUACAUUGCUGGUGAAAGCUAUGCAGGACAUUAUGUUCCACAACUUGCUGAACUCAUUUUGGAUAAUAAUAAUCAAAACUCUUCCAAUGAAGAUUACAUUAAUUUCAAAGGGAUCAUGAUUGGAAAUGCAUUAUUGGAUGAUGAAACAGAUCAAAAGGGUAUGAUAGAAUAUGCAUGGGAUCAUGCUGUGAUAUCAGAUGGUUUAUACCAAAACAUCACAACCAUAUGCAAUUUCAGCUAUCCGAUUCAAAAUCAAACCGACGCAUGCAAUACCGAACUUAACAAAUAUUUUGAUGUGUAUAAGAUUAUUGAUAUGUAUAGUUUGUAUGCACCAAGAUGUUUCAGCAAUACCAGUAACACAAGAAGAUCCUCUGACGGCUGGAAUAAAAUGCGAGCCGGAUAUGAUCCAUGUGCAUCAGAUUAUACUGAAAUUUAUCUAAAUAGGCCAGAAGUUCAAAAGGCACUGCAUGCAAAUGUCACCAAAAUUUCAUAUCCAUGGACUCAUUGCAGUAACAAUAUAUCAUUUUGGAAUGAUUCGCCGGUGUCCAUGCUACCUGUCCUCAAGAAACUUAUUGCUGGCGGUCUACGCGUAUGGAUUUACAGCGGAGACACUGAUGGAAGAAUUCCUGUAACUGCCACAAGAUACACAUUAAGAAAAUUGGGACUACCUAUUGUUCAAGAUUGGACUCCUUGGUAUACUAGUAGACAGGUGGGAGGAUGGAGCAUUGUAUAUGAUGGGAUAACAUUUGUGACUAUAAGAGGAGCUGGUCAUGAGGUUCCUACUUUUGCUCCCAAGCAAGCUCUUCAGCUAGUUCGACACUUCUUAGUCAAUAAGAAUUUACCACAGCAUCCUAUUUAA